Messenger RNA from Penicillium soppii, 1185 nucleotides. RefSeq names its product putative extracellular protein. The coding region runs from base 1 to 1185 and encodes 394 amino acids. NCBI's taxonomy places the organism in Eukaryota, Fungi, Ascomycota, Eurotiomycetes, Eurotiales, Aspergillaceae. The transcript has a single exon. The record is from RefSeq and is a predicted model, not a curated record.
AUGAAGGGCCUUGCUAUCGUCUCUGGCCUUCUAGCCUCCACUGUCUCGGCUCACAUGCAGCUGAGCACUCCUUACCCUAUCCGCAGUCCUCUCAACAAGGACGCCAAAGGCGAAAAGGACUACUCGUAUACCAACCCUCUCUCCACAUCUGGUAGCGACUACCCAUGCAAAGGUUACGCCAAGGAUGAUUUCGAGGCCGUCGCCACAUGGGCGCCGGGUUCAUCUCAGCAGAUGGAAUUGGAGGGAAGCGCUGUUCACGAUGGUGGCUCAUGUCAGCUCGCCCUGACUUAUGACAAAGGUGAGACCUUCAAGGUCAUUGAGUCUGUGGAGGGCGACUGCCCCAUCGCCAAGAAGUACCAGUUCACGGUUCCCUCCGACGCACCCGCCGGUGACGCUCUGUUUGCUUGGACCUGGUUCAACAAGGUUGGAAACCGUGAGAUGUACAUGAACUGUGCGAUGAUUACCAUCGGUGGAUCUGGUAGCCGUACCGCUAAUGCAACCGAGAAGCGGGAUGAGACUGUACCCCCUAAGCACAUGAUCGAGGAAAAGCCUACUGAGAUGCCCAUGGACAAGCCCACUGAGAAGAAACCCAACACUACGAAAACUAAGAACAUCAAGGCUGCCAAGAGCAGCUUCGACAGCCUUCCCGACCUCUUCGUUGCCAAUGUCAACCAGGCCGGCAAGUGUGUGACCGUUGAGGGCCAAGCCGUCAAAUUCCCCAAGCCCGGCCCCAACGUCGUCGGCACGGCCGAUGGCCCAGGCUACAAGUGCUCUGAAAAUGCUCCUUUCCUUGACAGCUCUCCCAGCAGCUCUCCCAGCAGCUCUCCUAGCAGCUCUCCUAGCAGCUCUCCUAGCAGCUCUCCCGGCACCUCUUCCGGCAACACAACCACAUCCGAAAAGAACUCUACCAAGUCCUCGACCAAGACCAGCGACAAGAUUUCUAAGGUCGCUCAGGCCUUCGGAACCGCUCCUCCUUCUGCUGAUUCUCGUACUCUCGGCACUGACGCUUCUACCAACAACGCGUUCAGCAGCUACGUUGGUAAAUUCCGUUGCACUGAUGGCGAGAUUCUUUGCUCCCCUGAUGGAUACACUUUCGCUAUGUGUGACCACGGCCGCCCUGUCUUCAUGGGCUCUGUCGCUGCUGGGACUAUCUGCCGCUGGGGUACUAUCUCUGCUGCUCGCUAA